AUGAAACUGCCCCACACACCUCCAGAAAUCCAGGCCAUUGUCCUCCUCCUCCUUUUUCUCAAGCCUCUCCUCUACAGAUGCACCCUGCGGGAGGAAACCGCCAGACCUACUGCGCAGAGAGAAGACUUUGGCUUCAACCAGAUACCUGUGGGAAAGGACAGCGCCCAGGGCGCGGGACCCAACAGGCCCCUUUCCAGAAUCAGGGCCCGGAGUAGCCGACGCCACCGGCCACCCGCUCCCGCCAGAUGGGCACAGAGCUCGGACGCCAUCCCGCCCCCCCGCCCCGGCGGCCUCCCUGGGCGCCCCCCACCCCAGCUCCGGCUCCGCCAUUUCUUCCGCAGCAGCCUCCCCCCACAGCUCUCUCCCGGCACAGGCACCGUCGACGGCGGGUCGCGGGCGCCUGGAAAGCUGGCCGCGGAGUGGCGGGAGCAGUUCGCCUCCAGAGGAUCCGAGGGAGCCUCUCCGGCCAGCCCCGGUGCCCGGGGGCCCGGCCCGCGCCAGUCGCCGCCUCUCCUCGCCAGGGGUCCCGCGGCGCUGCGCACCUCUCUCAGGGAGAUCGCCUCCUCCUGGCCAGGCUGCCAGGGUCUGGGGUCCGGGAAGGCUGGAAGCCGGGAGACAGUGGGGGGUCCCCCCGCCUCCCCCCACGACACCCCCACUUGCCUUCACAGGCUCAAGGUGCAGGUCGUUGGCCUCCCCCCUCCUCUCGGAGCUCCUCACUCGGAUUCCCACCGCCUUGCGUGCGGCCAGAAUCGCAAAGAGGCGUCCCGCCCCCCGCGCCGCUGCACCAAACUGGGCAGGGGCUGCGCAGGAUGCGGCACGAAACGCUCGCGGCGAGGGUGUCGGGAAGGGGGGCGGAGGGAUACGACACGAAUGGGCUCGACGCCCCCUCCCCGGCCCACCCUAGUUCCGACCCAAAGGGGGCGGGGCCGGGAGGAGCCCCAGCCUAAGGGGCGGGCUCACAGCAGCGCGCCUCUGCAGACCUCCGCGGCGACCACCCCCUCAUUGCUGGCCCUGCAAUCUAUGGGACCCGGGGAGGGUUGGCGGUGGGGGCUAGGAUCCAGGGGUCGGGGGCGGCGGGGCGGGGAAGGUGCGCUGCCGGCAGCAGCGGAUGGAUAUCAGCCGCCCCUCGGUGUGUGA
This is a messenger RNA of Callorhinus ursinus (northern fur seal), 1137 nucleotides long. The record is from RefSeq and is a predicted model, not a curated record. Lineage: Eukaryota; Metazoa; Chordata; Mammalia; Carnivora; Otariidae.